Ostreobium quekettii is the source of this 1401-nucleotide messenger RNA. Lineage: Eukaryota; Viridiplantae; Chlorophyta; Ulvophyceae; Bryopsidales; Ostreobiaceae. The record is from the annotation of a GenBank genome assembly.
AUGGCUGGGAUCACCGGCGUCGCGGGGGGCCUUCCCGUCUCCGAGAACCGCCUGCCGGGGAGCGCCGUUGGGCGGCGUGUGGAUGAUUCGGCCGAGGGGAUCGGAUUCGAUGGCGUCCAUGCCGGCGCGGACGCCCUCCUGCGCGGCGACGAGCUGCUGGACGUCCUGCGGCGGGAUCCGCGGCUGGCGCGGCAUGCGGAGGCGCGCGCGAAAGAGAUUCUGGACGCAGUGACCGGCGCGGGCCGGCGGGCCCAGGAGCGGCGCGCAGCAGGGGAGGCCAAGGAGCGGGAGGCAGAGGCCGGGAGGCUCAGAUCGCGGGUGGAGAGGUUGGAGGAUGAGCUGGCGGGGGCGAGGGGGGAGGCGAUGAUCGCCGAGCAGCGGACGAUCAGGGCGGCCGCCAAGGCGGAGGGGGCAUGCGCCGGAAGGCUCAGGGCCGAAGAGGAGCUGGAGAUGACCCGGGGGGCGCUGGCGGAGGCCAAGAGGGAUGCGGUGAGGGGCGCGGAGGCCGCAGAGGUGGCCGAGAGGCGCGUGGCGAAGAUCGAGGCGGAGAUGGAGGGGCUGGUAGGCAGGGCGGCCAGGGAGGCGGGGGAGAGGGAGGGGAGGGUGCGCGAGCUGGAGGAGGCGCUGGAGGAGGUUCGGGCACAGGUGGGAGGGCAGGAGAUCAGUUUCGGGGAAGGGCUGGGGAUGGCAGCGCGGGACGGCGUGGGCUGGGCGAGGCGGGAGUCGGAGCUGGUGGCCGAGGCGGCCGAUGCGCGGCGGGCGGCCGCGGAGGGCGCCAAUGGCCUGGCGGAGGCGCGCCUGGAGGCGGGCGACCUGCAGGCGCAGGUGGAUGAGCUGCGCGCAGCGGCGUCCGCGGCCAGCGAUCAGGCCCGGCAGCUGCGGCAGGACGCGGCCGAGGCAGAGGAGCUGCUUGAGGAGAGCGAAGCGGGGCGGCGGGAACUGAGGGCGAGGUGUGUGGCACUGGGGGAGAAGAUGGACGCUCUGAGGGCGUCGGAGGAUGCCGCGAGGAAGUCGGCGGAGGCGGAGUCCGAGGCUGCGCGCCUGGCGCUGCAGGAUGCCGUUCGGGACCUUGAGGCCCUUGUGGAGCAGAGGGCCUGCCUGCGAGAAGAGAUCCACAACCUGAAGGCAUCUCUUGAGGCAGAGGAGGGUGCCAAGAAGAAGCUGCAGCGGCGAGGCGAGCGCCAGGUCGAGUCCCUGCUGGCCGAUGUCGACUGCCUGAGGCGGGACCAGGCAGGCAAGGCCGGCGAGGUGCUGCAGCUGCAGGAGCAGCUGAGCGAGCAGAGGACAAGACACGCGUCAGAUGUGGCACUGAUGGAGCAGCAGGCAGGACUGGACUGGAUUGAUACAGUGCACAAGCCAAGGGAACUUUCCGUUACGCGCAACUUGGAAACGAGGCGCUAG